UUGGAUUUUAGGGGAAAUUUUUCUCCCUGUCUCACUUUUUUAACAGGAUUAGACAUUUUCAGCAUUCCCCGUUUGUUUUCGUGAGUUACCUGUGGUCCAACUUUAGAGUUUUAGCACAAAAUGACACUUCAAAAUGAAACUAAAGCAGCAUCACUAGCUUCUAUAGUGACAGAUAGCUAUAUAAUCGAUAUUUAGGCUUAAAGAAGUGUUACAAAGACAACUCUGGCGGCUCUUACCCUUCUUCCAACAUCGCAAACUAACAACAGACGGUUGAUUUAAUCGUCAAAAUACGAUGUUUGCCACAUAAACAUACUCGGCUGAUAAAGACCUACUUAUUUAUUCCAGAGACACCUCUUACAAUAGCGAAUAAAAACGGACUGUGCAGAGCUCCGCUGCCUUUUUAACCAAUCCAAGUUAGCAGUAUUAGGUAGUCCUGUGUUGCCAAGGCAACAACAGACGCUGUUACAGUAUUCCGGUUGGACUCGGAAGUCGAGUAUUGACCCGAUCCGAUACAGGUGAUUGAAAGGAUGAUCAAUGAUGAUGUUGUUGUUGUUUUGGCGUUAGGAAACACACACAAUACUACUUUUUUCGACUUUCAUACAUUCCCCAGACCAGUGGUUCUGAACUGGUGGGUCCCGACCCAAAAGUGGGUCGCGGCCACGUUCUGGGUGGGUCGCGAACAGCUGGUCAAAAGGGUAAACGUUAAAUGCGCAUCUGAUGUUUCACGUGUUUUAUUUUGAAAGGCACAUGUUAUGUUGUGGUCCUCCUUUUGAAUUUCCCGCUGGGAUUAAUAAAGUAUCUAUCUAUCUAUCUAUCUAUCUAUCUAUCUAUCUAUCUAUCUAUCUAUCUAUCUAUCUAUCUAUCUAUCUAUCUAUCUAUCUAUCUAUCUAUCUAUCUAUCUAUCUAUCUAUCUAUCUAUCUAUCUAUCUUAAUGUUGCCUGAAUGUAGUAAAAAUGCUUUUUUUUUGUCUCUAUAUUGUUCAAUUUGAUAUUUUCUGUAUAUGCAACUCUAGUAGUUGUCGUCCUCAGUCCAUGUGCUCUGAAAUGCACUGUACUCAAUAAAAACAGAGUAUUUAUGUUUAAAGUUUUUUUUAUAUAUAUAUAAAAAUAAAUUUGUUUAGUUUGAAUUUUAUAAAAGUAGGUCGCGACUGAAGGACUAUGGGAAAAUGUGGGUCCCAGAGUGACACCAGUUGAGAACCAUUGUCCUAGACCCAGGUAUUGUGGAGCUGCAAUGUCGUCAAGCAAGUCAAACUCGACACAGAAAUUACCAUAAUUAAACUCUCUCAUUAAAAUUGAAUUUUUAACUGACAGAAGAAUUAUUAAAACAAUAAGCUGAGUAAUGUCAGGAGGAAACUGUAAAUUCCUAAAACAAACGUUUGUCCCCUCUGGUGUCAUAUGAUGUUUUAAAGAGACAGUGCCAAAAAGUCAAAAAUAAGCUAUGUCAAAAUGGUUUUCAAGCGUGCAAAGAGGAGGAGCAGGGGUAUUCAGGUUAUUUGUUUUAUUUAUCUUAUGUUUCAGGCAACACCUGUCAAAACUGUCCCAGUUGGUUAUCCCGGUUGUAACAAAAAGAGUUAAAGAAAAAUGCAAAAAAAAUUCUGACUGAAGCCUUUCCUUUAAGGUGUGUGAAUGAUCAACGAUCAAUAUUAUUGUCAGAAAUAGAGGCCCCCAAAAUCAAACUUUGCUUAAGGCCCCACUGAGGCUUGGUCCGGCUCUGCUCAGAUCUUCAAACAGAGAAGACAUCCGCUCAAAAAUCAUUUGGAGGUAACUUCUCGCGAUAACACCUGGGCACUGAAAAGAUUUACAUGCUCUCGCGAGAAUGGGGUGUGCUUCCCUCUUCGAUUCACGUAGGAUUUACGUCAGUCUCCGUGCGUAGAGCCGUUGAGUGUCGUGGGCGUUACGUGCCCGCUAAUGCGCAGCAGCUCCAGCAGCAGAAGGAGGAGUGAGGAGGGGAAUGUCGGCUUGCUUGUGAAUGAUCGUUUUUUUGAGGCGGCCGGGAGCGUCAACGUUAUGGGUGAGACUGCUGCAGUCACAUACACUCACGGCUUAUAUUCAGAGUGGUGUUGUAAAAUUAAUCUGUGACGGUUAAAGUCGGAUGAGGUUCGCUUUUCGGAGCUUUUUUGAGCUUCUGCAGUUGUCUGAGUAACCAACGCCCAGUCGUCCGCCUCCAGUUGGAUGGGCUGCUAGCUGGCUAGUUGUUAGCAUUGGCUUCGGCAGCAGACUGCAUAGCCUAACGGGAGAGUCAUUUCCUGCCUGAGUAUUUCUGUAAACGUUUAACAAAUCCAAAUAUAUUAAUGUAACUCAGUGGUUGUCGAUAAAUACUAUCAAACUGACUAACUAGCUUACUUCUAGUAUGUAACGUUCACUAACGGCUCCCUCUGAAGCUGUAGUCAGUUUGAAUAAAGAGGGAUAUAACACCCCGGGAUUUUUAAGCAUUUUAGCUUUGUUUUAGGUUAACUUGACUCCUGAGAUGAUAGUCCUACAGUGAGCAGAGGAUCAUAAUCACUGAUGCUGAUGUGUGCAUGAGUCCGAAAUGCUGCUUCACAUGCAAAGCCUCCACUUUUCUGUCCUUUGUGUGCCAGAGAGAGAUGGGGGGCUGCAUCCGUGCGUGAUCAAUAGAUUGAUUAAAUUGCCUUUGCUGGGGCAUCAAGGAUAGGCAGUUAGACACAAACAAGUCAGAUGUGCCACGGUGAGGUAUAAGGAGGUUACCGGGUUGGCUUUUAAUCUGGAUUAAAGUGGAUCUAGUACCUAUCAGGUCUGAGGAGUCUGAGGCCACUGAUCUUAAAAAAAAGUCAAAACAUGGACCCUGAUGAGUCUGUAUGUUAUAAACCUGAAACUUGGCAUCAAUCUGUUUUAUUGUAAAUUACCUGAAUAAGGAAACUCAAGUUACGUCCUCAAUCUGCUGCCACUUCCUUUCAGACAUUGUCUGACAGGAAACAGACAGCUGUCAUUCAAAAUGACACAUCAGACAUUUUUUCUCAGUGUGUUAGGUUACAGAAAAACUGCUGUCGUAGAGGAUAAUUGGCAAUAAUCUGCUAAUUCAUAUGAGAGCUUCUGGAUAAUGAAAUGCAACCACUGUGAGAGGUUUUCUGUCUUUGUAAUGCAGGAUGAAAAAAGGAAAUCAAUCAUGUUAAUUUGAUCUUUUAAUAUACACACAUAUAGAAUGUGACAAUUCUGUCAUGGUUUGUGACUCACUCCCGCCUGAUAUCCGGAUAAUUGACUCUCUCCCUCUCUUCAAAUCCAGACUCAAAAAACCACCUGUUCAGAUUAGCGCACUCCUUAUAAUUGACCUUGUCAUGUUUUGUGUUGUUUUGUUUUCUCUAUUGCGUUUAUCCUGCUGUUUUGACUCUGUAAAGUGUCCUUUAGUGUCCAGAAAGGCGCUUAUAAAUAAAAUGUAUUAUUAUUAUUAUAAGUCCAAAAGAAAGCUCUUUUUACCUGAACUGCUCAACCCUUUAACAACAAAUCUGACACUAGACCUGCACUACAUGAAAAAAAAAUUCAAUUUUACCAUCACAAGUAGAAGUAGAUUUGGGUCAAUUAAUCAGUCAGACCAAUUACAGACUUUUUAAAAAUAAUCAAUACCUUCACUCAUGAGGCGAUUGUAGAAAUGAUGUCUGCAGACACUGCAGGCAGUCUGGUCAGUGUGGCUGCUCUGAAGCAACAUUAAUGUUUUAAAUGAAAACAGAGUUUUUCUUUUUAGCCGACCAGAUCUCAAACAGUGACUGGAUAGCACUUAUGUGAAAGCAGUGUAGAUGUAUAAUAAUGCAGUUUAAUAUAGCUUUUCACAAUAAUAAGUCAUGUUCUGAAAUAUAGAGCUUAACUUUAUUCAUUAUUAUUUCUAUUUCAUGAAUGAAAUUCACCUGAAACAUGUUUCUUGCUAAGAAAAAGUCAUUUUUUUGACAAAAAUGAGUUUUUGGCCUACUAAUUUUCGUCAAAAAUGACUGGGGCCAUUAUUUUAACAGGGUGACGAUAUGAUUGUGAUGUGCAUGGAAUCAUGGAUGCUAUACAGAAACAGUCUGAUAUGAUAUAUACCAUGGGCAUUGGCCUAUAAAAAAAUAUUGAUGACCACUUACUAGAAGUUUGGUAAAUAAUCUGAAGAAGAAAUGCAAGAAUGCAUAGGAGCUAAAAUAACUCAUACUUUCUGUUGUCUGCUUUACCAAUCUUACUACCUGUCUUUGCGCCGUGUCUCCUUAAUCCAUCAUACACCAAAAAAGCAGUUUUCUCUCCUCUAAACUAUCACUAAUAAAUCUGUGGUUAGUUGGCAGGUUAGUGUCAAAGCAUGAUAAUAAGAAUAAGAAAACCUUGGCCUUCUAAAAAUGUACUAAGAGAGAAAACAUUGAAUUUUUGUGUUAAAAGAUUUCUAACUUUAUUUCGAUAAGUUUAGAUUUGUGCAGUAUGUUUAUUGCACAUGCUCACUUCACAGUAUCAGUGAACUUCUAUUGCUCAGUCCAAAUUCCUUCUUCAUCCCGAAUUCAUUACAGGACCAACAAGUGAUGAUUAACAAACCGAAGAAGUUUGAUUACGCUGAUAUUUAACUGCACUUCCUGUGGGCAAAUCAGCAUAUUAAGCCACAGCGUCACACCAGAGACACGUGGGCUGUUGUUAGUAGGCAGGAGAUGCUCCAGUGAUAUCGCCAGAAAUCUUCUCCUCGCCACAGGCGAAAAGAAAAAGCUGCAGCAGCCGAGAACGGGCCCCUGCUUUAUGGUGCUACUGACAUUAAAGGAGCAAGUGGAGUGGAAUAUGUACCACACCGGCCAACUGUCUGUGUUGUUAUCGUAGCCCAGAUCAUGAAUCAUUUUGCCCCCAGGCCCCUCAGCUUUGGGAACUGAUUCUAGACACAGAAUGGGUUGUUUGUCAGAUGGCCUCAGAUUGAUUCCCUGUUGCUUUUUUUUAUUUUUGUGCUCUCUCAUUCUAUCUUUCUCUCCCUGUCUCUCUUUGCUUGCUGACCCCGGAAAUACUGGAUUGCCCCUGCACUUUGGGAUUCCACCAUAUUGAUCUUCACAAAACAGCAGUAAGUACAGAAAUGAUCUCAAUGUCUAAAAUUACCUCCCAAAAAAGAAAUAUACAGAAUACUAUUUUAUUGUUUAUUUUUCAGCGCAGGUCAAAAUAAUGUAGUUCCUUAAAUGCCAGCAAUUGGACCCCACACAGAAAGCAUCCUCAAACAUCUUAACUCUAAAUUUUACAGCAGACCUGAUGUGCCAUUGCAAAAUCAUUCCAUACAUGUAACUGACGAGUACAGAGAGAAUAGAGAAGCAGAUCAAUUGGGAAUGUCCCGAUCCCAACUGUUGGAUCAGAGCCUGUGUAGGCAUUUUUAUGGCUGAUUGGCUUUUGGCAAAUACAAGUAUUGGAUCGGAACUCAGCAUUGGCAGAUUCUCAAUAUGAAAAAACAAAAUCAGAUCGGGAUCAGGGGCUUGAGAGGCUGAUCAGGACGCCCUUAAUAUCCAUGUGACUGAUGCCCUAAAGCUGAAAAACUAGAACAGUGGUCUGAUGUGAGGUGAGAUAAAAAGAAGGAAACUGAUCUGUUUUAUUCCCUUUUAAUUUGGUUUUACUAUUCCACUUCAUUUGAGAUUUAUAUUAGUAAUUAUUCUGCCACACUCUGCAUGUUGAUGUUUGAAACUGUUGAAGACGAGGGUUUAGUGGGUUAAAGAAGCAGCCGUGUGGGAACCGUUUCUUCUCAGCUUUGCAGCCGUGGAAUGUGUUCGCGAUAAUAUUUCUUCAUGGUUUCUGAUGUGUUUAUUUUCAUUUCUCUCUUACAGCAGCAAAAAAAUCUGGAAGGAUAUGUUGGGUUUGCGAGCCUCCCCAACCAGGUCUACAGAAAGUCCGUGAAGAGGGGCUUCGAGUUCACCCUGAUGGUCGUCGGUAAGAACACAUGCUGCUCAGCCCUCUGUUUGCUCUUGUUUAUAUGAAUCGUUUCUUUGUAUUUGUUGCGGUUUCCGUUUUAAAAUCUGUCGCUGUGGUUUUGCUUUUUAAAGUGAGAGGUAGGUGGUGUGUGAGUGUGUGUGAGUGUGUGUGUGCAGCCAGAAAGAGACACGGUCCCAGCUUUGUAGUGUUAAUUGCUGAAUCAGAGAGGAGAGGACUGUUGCGUUACUCUUUCAUGUAAUUAACCUCGUGUCACAUCCUUAAACCCGUCCCCCCACCAGGACAGAAACACUUAAAUGGAUUUAUGAAGCGGCUCGCAGCAAAUCAAAAACGCAGGCAUUCUUUUCAAAUGCCGGGAUGUGGUGUUUGACACCAGGCCAACAUCCUCCUCGGCUGAUCUGGCCCUGUUUGGAGGGAGAAAGUCCUCGGGUCAAAACCAUUUCCUGUGGUGGGACCAACAGAGUUUUUACCCAGCAUGCCUCCAAGAAUAGCCUGCAUCCCGUCGUGUUCCCUCCACUUCGUUUCUGCGGGCCCUGUGCUCACUGUGCCGCUGACACAUUUCAGUUACUGAGCAGUCCGUUAAAAGCUGAAGUGUUUAAUCAACUUUUUCAAUCAUCUGUUUAUUGAUUUGAGCUGUAAAAAAUUUAGAAAAUCUGCUUCUUCCAGUUUCUAACAUGUGAAAUCUGCACGGCGUCUCUUCUUCCUCCGACUAUGAACUGAAAGUCCUGUGCUUGUUGGUUGUUGCAGCUUUUUUAUUGUUCUGAAGUACUCGCAUUAAAACAUCCCCAUGAUGAGGCACUUUGGUUUGUUUGUUCCUGCUCUUUGCAGUGUCCUUUGUCAAUGCCGUGAAACUAGCGGUCCUCUGGGGCCCGUGAGUGUUUCAGUGUGUUUGCAACAAAACGCAUUCAGGGAGUAAUUAGAGGAGAUACAAUGGCAUUGCAUCUCGCAGUAAAGACAGUAGAGAGGGUCCUCUGGGCUUGGUGGUAGUUAAAUGGCUGCCAUUGUUUUUGUGGAAUCAUCAAACAUGAAAUUCAGCUUCUCUUGGCUCAGACGAGCUGUGAGCCCACAUGUCCCUGCUGCGAAACGCAAUGCGUCAUCAGUGUGCUGUGAAAAUAGGAAAGGCGGAUGAAAGAUAAGAGUAAAGGAAGGAGAGAAGAGAGAGAGAGAGAGAAAUGGGACUGGUAUUACCAGCAGUGACUGGCACGUCUGCUCUGCCCAUGCCUCGUGACACACAUGACCCAGCAACCUGUUCAUCUCACACUCUGCAGAGAAGCUCGUUUCACGGGGCUGUCAUCACUUCAUUCUGCAGCGGCAUGAACAAGCGCAUACCCAUACCGCAUAGUGACAUGCCAUGCUUACAAUGUACAACAAACAGAAGCCACAAGUGCAGCUCCUACACAUCGCACUCCGCCUGGAACUGCGCUGUAAAUGUUAGCUCGGUAAAUAUUGACUCGUGGCCGUCCGCCAAGGCAGGCAGUGUCAGUGGUCAUUUCCACUAAUGAUUCUUUUCACCGGGAGCUUGGAAACUGGGCGCUCAGUGGCCGACCAAGCUUGAGAAGCCUCCCAGACCACACAGCCAGCCAGCUGCACAUAACAAGAGGCAUUGUCUCUGUUGUUUCCUUAGCCUUUAAACCGAAUGGAUUAAUGUGCCGGGCAAAUGUCAGCAUGGUCCUCGGAAAGAGACAUGCCCUUUGACUGUCUUUAAGAUGUCAACAGUGACCUUUGUUUGGAUAAAAUACAGAGCUACAGGUUUCUGUUACAUACAUUUGUGAUGUUUGAAUGUCUGAAAAGCUUCCAUGAAUGUCACAGAUCGUCACAGUGUUCUGAAAAUACUCAGUCGUCUUCUCCCUCUGUCUUUUCCAGGUGAGUCAGGCUUGGGCAAAUCCACUUUGAUCAACUCUCUGUUCCUGACGGACCUGUAUUCAUCAGAGUAUCCUGGACCCUCAAACCGUAUCAAAAAGACUGUACAGGUACACCGUGAAAAUGAAUGUCUUCAAACUAAAAUGUUGGACACAGUGGUGAAAACACCUGCAGCGAUAGCAUGCACUGAACCAUGAAAAAAACAGACACAGAAAGGAAACUGCUGCAGGUUUUAUUUUCUGCACUGAAUAGACCAAAUAUCUGAGUUGAAAAAUAGUUUUGCACAUCAGCUGAUAAAACUCUCCAAACCACCAGCAGCUAUGGUAACCUUCCAAAUCAUCAUGUUUUAUUUGAAAAUGUGGUCAAAAACCCACAAAAACUGAACAUGUAGCAUCUCUGAACACAUCCGUCUGCACGACACAAAUGUCGUCUGUAAUUCUUGUUUUUUCUUUUCCGAGUGUUUCCUUGACAGUUUGUUCCCACGGAGAUCAAGUGCACUAAAAGCCUCUCAGCUAAAUCUAUUAACAUCAAACUUCUUUGUUUGCCAGAUUAAAGCGACAACAGCAAUUAGACCAGAAACAUGCAGGAAGUCUGCACUGUUCAGAAAAUAUUAUGAUUUACAGCAUUACUGUGACAGAACAGACAGGAGCAUUUGAUAUUUAGAUAUUUGAUUUUUGUUUUAAUCACUUACCUUUAAAAAUGAUAUAUAUUUGUGUUAUUUUACUUUUUCUUUGAUGGUUUACAGUAGUCUGCGUUACCCAAGUAAUACUGUAAAAUUGGCGUUUUGACUUAAAAUUUGGAUCAAGUGUAUCCUGUCUUAGUCCUCAGUCUGCUCUCAUUUAUCAACUCCGCGCUGUCAUCUGACUCCCUCCCUAAAUAUUUUAAACUGUUAGGAUCCAGACACUUCUAAAAAUCCCUCUUUAGACCCAGCACUAGUAAAAAAAAAACACAGACUGAUUUCAAAAAUCCAGUUUCUCUCCAGAAUCCAUGAAAAACUUGUCCCCGGCCAACUUUUAAUAACUUCUCCUCAAGGGUCUUUACGUCUUUGAGCGGUUAAAAGUAGAUUUUUACAACAAACACAGCGCUAAGUCAGCAUUACUCAGGGUCGCUAAUAUAAAUAUGCAAACAACGGCAAAUGCUCCAGUCCUUUAAGAUUCAAUUGCUGCGUUUUAUAUAAUCAAUCAUACAGUAUUUCUGUUCAGGCUACAUCACUGCAGCAACAUUUCUAGUACAGCCUAAAACUGGUUCCUGUUUUAUUGAUAAUCAUGUUUCCUCCUCUGCUCUUGUGCUGUUUGGAGUUCCCCAGGGUUCAGUACCCGGGCCUUUCCUGUUCUCUCUUUACAUGCCACAGUUUAAGAAAUAAAAAAAAAUUGUGUAUUAUCUGAUUAACAGAUGAUCUUUCAUCACCAUAUCACUAAACUUGUUCAGUCCUGAGAAGAGUGUUAUUCUUUUACUUUAAAAACACUCUUUUAUUUUCUCCUGUUUGGAUGUUUGUAAAUCUCUGUUUACUUGCUGAAGUCAAUCAUCUUUACACUGCUCUUAAUUGGUUCAUAAAGCAGCCGCAUUAUAAGCUUGAACAGCUGUCAGUCUCAUAUCUCCCUCGCUGUCACAUCACUCCACUGACUCCCUGUUGAAUUCAGAAUUAAUUGUAAUUCUGAUAAUUACAUACCAGGCACUGCAUCAUCUCACCCCUAGUUACACUUCUGACUUGUUCCAUAUUCCACUCCUCAACCACUCAGGUUAUCUAACCUGUAAGUGCGACACAAGUCGAACAAUAUCAUCCACCCUGAUAAACAAAAACCAAACCUACUCAGUAGACCCUAAAUAAACCAACAUGCUCUCGAUUUUGGAGGACAGAGGAGAGUGUCUUUAAUAGUUGUAGAUUUUUUUGUGACUUUUAGGAUUAAAAAUAUUUUCUGAGUUGACCUGAUUUGUAAAACACAAGUUUUGACAGACUCUGAAAGAAGAUGAUUGACGCCUCGGGGACAACCUUAUUUGAUAUAUUAGGUUUAAACAAGUCAGACUGUCAGCUGCAGCCAUAAAUGCCAUCUCCCCCCAAUUACACAACGUUGUUCCAAAAGUUAAGUGCCUGGAGUGCUCACUCUUUAUCUGUCUGGCUCCUGACUGACAGCAUAGCUCUCUCCAGAUGCUCGGGUGCUUCUCUGGUUUCCCAGCAUAGCUAGCUAAUAGCACAGUGUGAGUGGACAUGUUGCUACAUGCUGCUAGCUUUAACUAUUUUCUUUGUGAAAUAUAUGAUCGGGGAUGUUAUCAGCCUGGAGCUGUGAUGAUUUCAAACCCUGCCUUGUAUUUACUUUUCUUCAAUUCAUGAAUUACUUGAAAGGUUUUGUUUCAAAGACGUGUUUUUAACCCAGCGCUCCCCUCACUCUCUUUUAUUUUCUCUAAUCAGGUUGAGCAGUGUGAAGUUUUAAUAAAGGAAGGAGGAGUCCAGCUGCUGCUCACAAUAGUUGACACCCCAGGGUUCGGAGAUGCCGUCGACAACAGCAACUGGUAAGAAUUUUGAACGUGUCAAAUCCGCUUGUUCCCUUUUUUUGUGGGGAUGUUCUUCUAAGCAGUGUCCGUCGUUUGUACCCCAAAGCUGGCAGCCGAUCAUCGACCACAUAGACAGCAAAUUCGAAGACUACCUGAACUCAGAAUCUCGGGUGAACAGACGACAGAUGCCUGACAGCCGGAUCCACUGCUGCCUGUACUUCAUCGCCCCCUCGGGACACGGGUACGUCACUUUUAUUUAGAGCCUGCUGAUAAGAAAGGGAUUGAAGAAAGGACUGAAGGGGGAUCUGUGAACAGUGACGGGUGGAUGAGGGGAAAUCAGAGGUCAGAGAAGCACUGCAGGGACUCACAGGGAUUGUUGCUUCAGAUAAAUAGAAAAUAUGUUUGAUGGACUGAACCAGUAUUGGCUGACUAAUGUUUUAAAUCCAUUUCUACAGACAUGUUGAUAUUGAAGCUUUAUAUACAGAACAUGUGAAUGAAAUGGAAGCUAAUCUAAAAAUAUAGGGGGUCAGCUCAGUGAACAAGAUGAAACAGUCAGUAAGUUUACAUGACACUCAAGAAAACCAAAUUAUUGCCUUACUCUGCAAUAACUCAUGCAAACACUUUAGUCAGACUGUAAUCAGAGUUUGAGAACUAUGAUUGGAGUCGCAGAACUCAGAUUAAGACACCCAGAUAAUGUGAUUGGAUUUAGAUUUUCUCUACCAUGUAACCAGUGUAGUCGGAGUGUGAUUGGACAGUGCAUGUACAAGUGCACUACAACCUCUGUAACUCCGGAACAAAAACACCAGAGAAGAAGUGGUGCUAUCAUUUAAAGAACUUCGACUCAGAAGCAACUGCAACACGGCUGAAGCACGAAAGAAUGUCCACUUUUAGAACAACAAGGAGAGGAGAGAGGCAUUAUGCUUUCCGUCCUGACAGAAAUGGACAUUUUGAAGUAUAUGGACGGUUGCAAAACAAGGAACGAAGACGUCUUUAAAAAAGGCUUGAAACAGUGCCGCUGAAAAGACCCUUAUACCCCCCUAGUUUUGGGGAGGAGGACACGUUCACGUCAAUAAUUCGAUUUUCUCAGCUGCAUGUAUACACGGAGAAUAAACGAUGAGUGGCAGUAACAGGGUCUUUGGGCAGAAGUCUGACAGCCUUCACUUGGUGAUUGCGAUGAAUAAUCGGUGAAUCUGCCCACACAGGAAAUGUCCGUUUUCAUUUAUGAAUCUUUUAAAUCGGUAAAAGACUUCACUUCAAAAACCUCAGAUCACACAGCCGCCUUACAAUCCAGGAAAACAGCCAAUGGAGCGUUUCUUCCAUGAGCAGGAACUCUUUUCUCUUUGUGGAGCAGCUCUUUGGCCGACAGCCCGAAGCUAAGGUCACGCUCUGCGGCUCCUGAGUGUGUGCAGUAAAUAUAUUUGUCUUGUCUUACUCUAUCUCCAAAACUGCUCCCCCCAGGCUGUUUGCUCCAAAUGAUCCUGUGAGACUGAGUCAGCUCGUCUCACAAAAUAGGGGUUAAAACUUGAAGCUCGCAGGAGGGGAAACGUGGGGGGUGAGUGGGGGGGUUUAUAAGUAAUAGAGUUGAAGAUGCUGGCAGAUUGCCCGGCCGUUGAUACAGAUCGACAACUUCUUCAUAGACGUGUCUGUGAGGAAUUGUAAUUUUAAAGCUAAUUCACGAGCCACUCCAUCUUUUUGUAGCCGUUGACAGCUCAGAUGUGCUUAUUUUCUUUGGAUAAAAAGUGUCUUUUUUAUGCCCAAGUCAGUCAAACAGGAGAUGGUGUGGGCGAAGCAAAAGUGAGAAACUUGAGAGGUUAUUUCCUGGCCUGAAACAAAAGCUGCUGUUUGGCUGAAAGCUCAUUAAAAUGUCCGCAGUGAUUUAAAAUGAAGCUAAAAUGAAAUCAGGGAUCAUAAUCCUGACAAAAGACAAAGGGAGCUCGUGGUGUUUACUGCUGGAGGAGAGGACAGUGUUUGUGUCAGCCGUGUGGAGCUCCAUUUCUGUUGAUGCGAUUGUUGUCCGUGUGCUCACACGUCCUUAAAGCUGUCGACCGUGACUGACUGACUGCAAACAAUGAAGAAGCCUCUGUCCUCCUCUCUCCUCUUCCUCGAUCUGUCAGUCCGUCUGUCCUCUCUGUGAGACAUUGUGUUUGUACAAGCCUGUCCUCUGUACCACACAAGCUGUACUUCAGCCUUGAGGAUGAGCAGCGUAUGUUCUCACACACAUACACACACACUCGCACACACACAGGACAGAGCAUCCCCUCACAGCAGCUGCCGAGUGCUCUCACACACAAGCACAAUGACCUCCAACACUGAGGGACAAUCUGGACAUUGAGCUCCCAGCUGAACUCUGGUGACUGGUUUGGCUUGAAGUUUUGAGGUCAGAGACUCACUGAGGAAAAGAUCACACACAACAAACAACAUUCAAUCACUUCAUGUGGCCUGAACCCGGUUCCAUCGAGGACCUGGGCCCCACUUUUAACCUGAAACUCAGUCUUGUGGGUCCUAUGAGGCAACAGGUGGUCAGUUUGUUGUGAUGAUGGCUGAACAGGUGAAGAGGUGUAACGCUUGGCCAAAACAAAACAAGGAGGAAGUUAAAUGCAGUGUAUGUUGGACAAGUGCUCCAAGGUGGGGUAGGAAAUCUUGAAUGUAAACUCUACCCCAACCCCUCCAAACCAGUUUUCCCCUCAGCUCCUCCUCUCCCCUCCCUCUCCGCUCCAGUAAGCCCCGCCCACAAACAGACGCUCCUGCUCGCUCGUAUCGUUCCAAUUAAAUUCAGAUAUAAUGUAGAUAAAUACUUCAGAUCAUUACAAAUGGAGCCCAGUCAAGGUGAAAGUAAACAGCAUUGGUGCUACUGUAGAUGCCAACAGACUACCAGCAAACACAAUGUUUGCAGGACUUCUACAACUAAGAUAAAAUGACAUAGUCCAGGACCCGAGGUCAACAGUUUAGCGAUGGCGCUACAACACGCUACAGCAGGUCCGUUUGACAAGAAACACUUCUGUUACAGACACUUGGCUUACUUUGUUAAAGCGCUUUACCUGUCCAGCAGAAAGGUUACAGGGUCACCAAGAUCCCCAAGUGUCCCCCAUCGUUUAUGUUGACCCGGCUUUUUAGCUCUUGUCCGGUCUACCUCCGUUUUAAGCGCCCGUUAUUCCUCCAGAGUCUCCAGUAUUUACUUUGUUUUCUUGCUAGUGUCGGCAGUCGUGGUCAAAGGAGGAUUCAGACAAUUUUCCGAACUUUCUGGUUGAUUUCUACUGUCCGAUAUUGUAGCACGCUAACUUUGUUUGAGCUCGUGAACGACACGGGGGAGCAGUGUCCGCCUCACAACCAAUCAGGUUGGGGGAGGCAAAGAACGGCUUUGUAUACAGUCAGAAAGAGCGGGUCGCUCAAAAAAUGUUCAAAUGUUGACUACACAGACAUAAGAGAACACAGAGAUAUUGUUAUAUUACCAAAUGUCAUCAACAACUAAUAGCUACUGACUGAUAAUAAAAGCUUUUUGUUUAUACACUUCAUUAAAAGAUGCUUCUAUAACAGAUUCCUGCCUACCCCACCUUUCAGUGUUGUGCGUCUAAAGUGUAGCUCUUUUUACCUUCUCCUCUACUGAAAGUAACCAUGGUAAUCACCUUAACUUCUCACUAUGAUGAUCUCCUAUGCCUCUGAAGUUUGAUCUGUAAGACAUCCAAGUAGUUUUGUGAGAGUGGAUACCCAUUUCUCUAUAAAGCCUUUGCUAAUACAGUGACCAGUGUUCGAUUAGUAAUGUCUGCUAAGAGGCGCAGCAAGUUUACAACAUCCGUCAAGAGCAAUGUGUGUGUGUGUGUGUGUGCUCUCUUGGUAUGCAUUACUAAUUAACCGCCAUUCAGCUUCCACAUCCAAUCAGAGGUUUCAGUGCUGGUUUCAGAUCGUCAGAGCUUUCAAUCACUGCCUUUCACUGCACUUCAUUUUCACGGGACAGAGAGCUCAGUCGUGUGAAAUCAGAAGAGCUGAAGAGGAAAGAUAAAGAGACUACAGAGGGAUUUCUUUGAUAUGCAGACGAUCAUAACUUCUGCUAACAGUAACCCUGAAAUAACCCUGUGAAUCUCCUCAGAGGAAGAACUCUUUUUCCAUCAAGAAAUGUUAAUGUGUUUUGUAUUUGUGGAGUUUCUUGAUUUUUAGUAGGUGCUUCCAUGUGAGUGUAUUUCAGUCUGUAAACACUCUGCAUUAAAGCUACCAUAAGAAACUUCUCUUUUGUAUUUACUUUGUGGACAAAACGGUAUGUUUUAACUUUGAUUUGGUUAUUAGACAACUUUUCUAACAAGAUAUCUACAACGAAAAAUCCAGCAGCUCAUCAGUCUUCAUUCUAGCCAGUUUCUUUACCAGCCAAAACUUCUCACAGGAGCUUUAACUCAGUCACAACACGAUGGAGGCGAGAGAGAAAGAUAGAGAAGUUCAAAAAUAUGUUGAUGUUGUUUUCUGCUGGACCAGGAUGAGUCUUGAUCAACAUGGUGAAAGUAAAUCACAGUGAAGCUGAUGUUUUGGGGUUUUCUGAAUUGAAGCCUGUCAGCAGCCUAUUGUUGUGGUUAGUUUGUGAAGGAUGACAGCAAAGCAAAGUCAUGACCUUAAGGGCUGCGGCUGCGGUGUCUGGUGCAUAGUUCAGUGUCUGCGAUUGGAUUUGAUAAAAACAGGUAGACAUGGAGUAUUGAUAUCUCCUCUUAUUCUUGUUGGUGUUUAAAAACUGCUCCAUAGAUCAAUGUUAUAUUUCUAUGAAGUGUUACACAGACGAUCAAAGCAGUUGCAUUUCUUGCUCGUUAUUGACUCAAGUCUUCAGCAGAAUGUCAGCGGUAUAAAUAGACGACCGUUUAAACUGUUCUCAUCGUGGCUCCUUUGUCAGAUAAUAACAGUUCUGCUGUCAGCUGAUGAAUUCAGGGUUUUCUUCAGUGUCAGAGGAGCUCAGAGCUCCACACUGACCUGCGUGGCUGUUGGCUCUGUGACAAAGACAAAUCCCACUCUCAAUAAAACGGCAUCAGAUCCUGCUUCAGGGCAGAUUUUUACCAAGAGUGACAUUUCUGUUAUAAGUGAAUAUUAAAUGUUGAGCUGUAACUCAGUUUUUCCCCCUGACUCCACAGACUAUUUAUUCAAAAGCAGCACUUUCUCAUGGCUACAAGGUCGUGUUCUUAGACAUAACAAACAUCAGUCAUCAGCUCUAUAUUUGGUUUUGCUCCACUUAUCUGUGCCCUGUCCGAGAUGAAGCGAACAAAAGAAGCAGCUGUAAAAUAUCCAGUUAACUCCUAAGAUGACAAAACUUUACUGCAGUUUUAUUACUUUUAAAAGUGUGUUAAAGUGUGAAGAUAAGAUAAGUGUGAUUUAAAGGUACAGGGUGAUUUAGAUAAAUUCAUCACAGCCUGUAGUGUGCAGUUGAAUUGUGCGUAAAUCUGUUUUCUUUCUCUCCGUGCAGGCUGAAGCCCUUGGACAUCGAGUUCAUGAAACGGUUGCACGAGAAGGUCAAUGUCAUCCCGCUGAUCGCCAAAGCAGAUACCCUCACCCCUGAGGAAUGCCAACAGUUCAAGAAACAGGUCAGAUGUUUCCACAGCUGCAAGCUCCUGCUGACGACGUAGACGGUGUUUGUUUUACUGUCAUCGUUGGUUUGGUGGUCCCAGUGUGCAUCAUGAAAACCUCUCUGCUUGCAGAAGCAUUUCAGGCUGUUCCCUCUGGGGAGGGAAGCGCUGAUUAGAUUUCUCUGCAUUAGAAGAAGUCAUACUCAGCUGGUAUCUUUAUAAGCCAUAUUUAAUCAAAUCUAUCUAGAGGAUGAUAAAAAUAUCUUUGCUUUUCCGUUUAGAUCAUGCGGGAAAUCCAAGAGCACAAAAUAAAGAUCUACGAGUUCCCAGAGACGGAUGAUGAAGAGGAGAACAGGCUGGUGAAGAAGAUUAAGGUACUCUGCUGCCUGACAUUUUACUCUUUUUUUACUCAACCAAGACCCACAUUUUUCCUUUAAUAAUCCUUUUUUUCUUUUGAACCAGGACAAGUUGCCAUUGGCUGUUGUAGGAAGUAACACCAUCAUCGAGGUGAACAGCAAGAGGGUCAGAGGGAGACAAUACCCCUGGGGGGUCGCCGAAGGUACGAAUAUGGGCUGGGGUCACUGUAACCGCAGUGAAAAAUGCUGAAAUUCAUUUUCAGAAAGGAAGAAGAGAUGUUUCCAAACAACCCCUAAAACAGUGGGCGGCUUCAAAUGAGUCAAUAUUAAAACAAGGGCGUGUAGUAAUGAAGUACCCAUGAGCUACAUCACAUGGGUCACAAAAACAGGAACAUAGCAGUACCAACGUUUCCUGGUAUCAUUAUAAAAAGGUUUCAUAUCUAUUCUUCAUCUGAUGACUUAACUGACUCUUUGUUCCUCUUUUUAGUCGAGAACAGCGACCACUGCGACUUCACCAUCCUCAGGGACAUGCUCAUCAGGUAACCAAAUCACAAAAAGAGAGAAAAACUCCUUUUAUUUAUAGAUCAUGAAACCUAAAACCAAACAGGCAGCUUUAAACAGAAGCUCUGAGCAUUAUAAAUGUCAAAUAAGUAUUAGUACCUUUAGAUAGAGUUAUGGCUGAAAACGCAGAGGAAACAUGAUUCAGAGAUCAUCUGAAAUAUUUUGAAUUCUCUCCAGGACUCACAUGCAGGACCUGAAAGACGUGACGAACAACGUCCACUACGAAAACUACCGCAGCAGGAAGCUGGCUGCCGUCACCUACAAUGGAGUGGACAACAACAGGGCUAAAGGUCAACUGUCCACAAAGUGAGUAACGGACGACGUUUAAGAGAAAGACAGACAGCAGCUGCAGUCAGAGCAGAGAGGAUGGGCUCAAAGAUUAGAAAACACAGAACAGAGCUGGUUCUGGUGUUAAAUAUGUUAAGGUGGUCAUAGUGCUGAGGAGGGUGCAAAAAUUUUAUUCUAUUCUAAAAAAAAGUUUUCCCCUAAAUUAUACUGUUUCCAUAGCAACAAACUACAUUUUACUGGUUUUAUUGCUUAGUUGUAGAGCAUAUAAAGGUGUAAAAAUUGUUUAACACACUGGAGCAGGAUCAUAAAAAUCUACACGGACAAAAAAGUCAUAAAGAGAGAGUCACAGUUUUAGUGUAAGUUAUAAAGAAGCUUAACUCAGCGAUAUGAAGCUGAUAAAGAAACGGAUGUACUCAUGUUAGUCUCAUAGACAAAGAGUCUUCAGUUUAGUAGUAAAAAUAAAAAGCCAUGUUUUGUCGGGUUUGUCUGUAAGAGGAGAAGAAAACAGCUUUAGAUGCGUUUGUAGUGAAGGUCAGGUCUAUCAUGUGUGAUACACUCAGGAGGUAAGGAAAUCUAAAUCUGGUGUAAUGUUCCCGUCCUCUGUGGAGCUCUCCAAAACCAGCUCGGACACGGCUGCAGCCUCCAGUCAAGCAUCCCGGUUGUGCACAACACCUUUAGCUGGUUUGUUCACAUUGAAACAUGCUUUAGACUUGAAACAACUGAAUGUAACACCAGACCAUGAAGUAUUUAGCUAUUCAGUGUCGACAUGAAUUGUCUCAUGAAUUCUGGUUAAUGCUGCUGAGACUAACGGAGAGUCAAGGAUGUGCAGAAAAAGAAAGUCUCGCUCAGUUUGUUUGAAUACGUUUCGACUCUCUGGACGUGUCAUUGUUAAAGUGUGGGGGUUGUUAUGUUCAGGGGUGUUCAGGUUCUGUUCUUUGUCCGUUCAUUGUCUGUCGGUGAUGAUCAACAAACCCUCAGUGAUUUCGCUUCUCUACUUUGCAUAAAAUCAUGCCACUGAUUCUCAUUCAAAGCACCACGCUGCUUCCUCAUUCAUGGAGUAACAAGCCAACAGCAAACGGCUAACUCACUCACUCACUUAGCACCACGGCUUCACAGCAGCCUCACACUGCUGAUGCUAACACACAGCUGAACAUCUGAGCGGAUCUGCUAAUACAUUCGACACUCUGCUCACAGAGCAGACGCUGUUUUCAUCGAAGCUCUGAAAUCACAGAACAUGUUCAAUUAGACCACGUUGAUUUAUUUUAGUGCAUGAGCUCAUUAUUGCAUGCUGUCUGUGUGUGUGUGUCUAUGUGUGUGUGUGUGUGUGCGUGUGUGUGUGUUUGGUUGUAUGUGUCUUCAUUUUUUAGACUUGACACAGUUGAAGGAAUGUAAGUGGGCUUAUUUUUCUUAUUUUAUGAGACCCUUGUGUUUGAUUUUCAACCCUUCCUUUCUCUCCUCUCCCGUUGGCUGCAUUCGGGUGAUUUCCUCUCUCAUGUUGACUUAGGCCUGCCUCCCCCCACCUCCCCUUCCCUCCAACCCUGAACCCCCCCAACCAACCUCCCUCUGUCAGCAGAUUUUUCCAGGAACAGCGGGGGGUGGGGGGGGACUGUGAAUUAACACAUUUAUGAAUACAGCCUGUCAGUUAUGAAUGUGAUGGCCUGUUUUUCUCUGAAAGCAGAACUUUAGAAUUGUGCUCUCAGCGCUGGUUCCACCUGCUGCUACUGCUUGGAUUAACAAACGAGACCCGAGUUUGAGAUGUAUGGAGCGAUUCGAAUUGAUCAUAACCGGUCUUAAUCGGAAUAAGGCAAUCAUUGGGUUUUCUCGAGUGUCGUGUAAACAUACUGACUGUUACGAUCUAAGAACCUGCUGCAGCGAAAACAACACUGCAGAAUAUAUGUUUAGCGUUUGACUGAUGAAAUGCUCAUGAAUUUUGCAACUCUGUUCGUCGUCCACCACUAACGUUUUCGUCUAGUCUCGUCUCGUCAACGUAAACGCACAUUCGUCUCGUCACAUUUUAGUCAUGUCAGACUUAUGUUUAGCUCGUCAACGUCACGUCUUCGUCGUGGAAAAAAAGGGGAAAACAACACUGACCUGCUGGCUAUUGUCUUAUGACAUCCAGUCUGUUUGUUUCUCGAGGCUUCAGGUGUAGCCAAGAGACUUACAGUUUCGGUCAUGUUGUGUCCAAACUGAAGUGCAGCUACUUGCCAUUCGCCCGGGCUGUGGCUUCAAUUACAGGCAAAGGCUAAAAUGCUUUAAUUCUCUACUAUCAGGAUGUAAACGAGCACAAACCACUAACAGGAUAACAUAAUACAGGAUUGUUUUUUCCACUUGAUGAGAGAGAAUGGAGUCAGUAUUCAGAAACGGUGUCUAAAUGUGGACCAUUAGCUUUGGUUUUAUGCAGAUAUCAGUUAAUAGACACAAAUUAAACCUAAAUGGUCAUCAGAGGACUGCAGAUGUGUUCCUAGUUUAUGUUUGUAUGGAUCACAGCCGGCUCCUUUGUUUCCGUAUGAACUGCCUUCCUGCGUAAUCGCCAGUAUCAACAAAAAUCUAGAGCACGUACUUCAACAAUCCUGCCCUGCUGCGCUCAGAUAUUUGUCUUAUUCUGUCGGCGUCUCUAAAUGUAGGUCUGCGGUGGUAAAACUUGCCGUCUGUUUCUCGUCGCCCUUGUUCCUCUAAAAUGUCGUUUAAAUUGUCACAACGCUAAAAUCAGGGUAGGUUGGAUUUUACUCCUGGCUUUACUCUGUUCACACACCAUCCCUCCACAUAUCUCACGUGAGGUGUCUCUCUGCAACAAAAGGUCUCAGCGAGCUUUACUAACACGAAACCACCGCCCGCACUAACAGCUGCUGUCCACAGGUUCCUUGCAUUUUGUCCUCUUUGCUCGCAGUGACGUCUCAUGGUUGGUUUCCUGUUCCUGUCACAGCCUUGUGGGAUCCCGUCUUUUUACCUCUCACUCAGUUUUUCUCCCUGAAUCCCGAUAUGAUGUCUCUCUUUUGAAGAUGAGCGCAGAUGUAGUUCUGAUACAGUUAUUAUAUUCUUGGAUUAUAGUCAGUUUGUUGUCUUUCUGUCAGCUCAGAUUUUUUACUUUCAGCUGGCUGGUUAAAGUGCAAAAUAAGCUCUUCUUUAUCUCUUCUUCUCUUUCUUUUAAAUGCAUGAAAACAACCUGCAAAAAGAGAAGAAGAAAUAUUAAAAUAAAAUCAAAUUUAGUUUAAAUGUUUAGUGAUAGAAGACAACAAACAGAUAAAGUUAUGCAGCUUAUUGUUCUGGUAGAGAUAAAUGAAUGUUUAGAGUGUUUCAGCGUACUGAUCAUGAUGCCUGCAGUGCUGGUCUAAAUUUGUAUGUUUGUGUGGUUUUGUGUGUGUGUGUGUGUGCGCGCUCACAUUCUUCCUGUGCAGGAGUCCUCUGGCCCAGAUGGAGGAGGAGAGGCGAGAGCACGUGACGAAAAUGAAGAAAAUGGAGAUCGAGAUGGAGCAGGUGUUCGAGAUGAAAGUCAAAGAAAAAGUGCAGAAGCUUAAAGACUCUGAAGCAGAGGUAAAAACACGCACACACACACACACACACACAGAAAAACAGGGACCUGGUUUCGAAAACGCCGCAGUUCAUGUGAUUUCACUCAUCCUCGUCUGCUCUCCUUCCUUCCUCUUUCACUGACGUGUGUCAGCGGUUCUGUGUGAGUGUAGGAGGAUGUGUUGAAUUGUGCAAAAGUUGUGCCAAAAACUUGUUAUCGAGAAGAAAACAUCUCCCAAGUGUGUGACAUAAACUGGCCAAGCUAUUAAUGAUGGGACCUCUGACAUCCUCUUGAAAUCAGGGAAACAUGAGACUGGAAUUUUGGCUGUAGUUAAGUUUUUAAGUUUUACCUUCUGAUACUGAUAUCAUGUAAUUUCAGUGUGUCUGAAUGAGGUCUGUUGUUAUAUCAGAUUUUCUCCUCCCUAUUAUUGUGGGCAAAAACAGCUCACAACAACAAUAUUAUAGCAAUAUUUUUGGAAAACUAAGAAAAACACACUAUCAGUCAAAUGAUUCAAAGUUAAGAUGAGGCCCGCUGGUUUAGCAGUCUUCACACGUGCCCCAUAUACAGAGGUUAUUCCUUUUAGCAGCUGGCCCGGUCCUCUCCUUCCUCACGUCCCUCCCUGCUCUCUGUUUCCUCUGUCCUCUGUCCUCUCCUCUCUAAGUAAAAGCAGAAAACCUUACAUGUCAUCAUCCGCUCUUCUUCAAACUAUUCCAGCUCCAAAAAUUGUCUUUGGAUUCUUUCACGUUAGUUUUUCCGCUGACUUGUUCCUCUGCAGCUCUGAUUUCCUGUCAUCGGUCUGUUAAUGAUAGUUUUUGAUUUUCCUGCCCGUCUCCUGCAGCUUCAGCGACGUCACGAGCAGAUGAAGAAGAAUCUGGAAGCUCAGCAUAAGGAGCUGGAGGAGAAGAGACGUGUGUUCGAGGAGGAGAGAGCGAACUGGGAGGCCCAGCAGCGCCUGGAGCAGCAGAAACUGGAGGCCUCCAGGUACGAGCAGCUCUCACUCUCAGACAGCAUCGCAGUCUUCAGCUGUCUUUAUUCCAACCUCACACAUUUCUAAGCUCAUAUUUACUGCAGAAUGCAUGCACUGUAGGAAUGACAUGCACAUUAGUUUCAGAGGGGGUUGGUGGUGGGCAGUGAUGGAUUAGCUCCACCUUAUGACCAAAAGACCCUACUACAGAGGGAGACACUGGAUUUUCUCAAACUUGGUCACAAAGGAAAACAUCGUCUGAUAGCCUGGUGAACAAAACAUGACAAAAACCUUAAGAAACAUCACCUCCUCUGAUUGUGACAUUUUCAUCUCUUUGUCUUGAUUUGGGCGUUUGGGUUCUUAAAGAGACAGUAACUGAAAUUGAGCACUUUAUACUAACUAAAAUGAAGGUUUUAAAAUAUUCCCAAUACUUUUUUAACAUAGUUUAUUUAGUGAAAUCAAAACAUACAGAAAAUGUUGAGCGGUAAAAAUAGCUCUCAGGUGAACAUUGUUCUGUUUUAGGGGUCAAAAGUCCAAAGAUGAUCAUAACUUCUGCCUACAGAGUUGUAGAAGCACAAAACAAACAUGUAGGAGGGCGGCAGUAACUCAGGAGGUAGAGCGGGCGUCCAAUCACUGGGAGGUUGGCAGUUCGACCUCCUAUCCCGAGUGUGUCCUCCACUGGUGUAUGAUUGUGAGUGUUGUGUGGUGGUGGUCGGAGGGGCCGUAGUCGCAAACUGGCAGCCAUGUUUCCGUCAGUCUCCCUCAAGGCAGCUAUGACUACCAAGGUAGUUUACCACCACCAGGGUGUGUCUGUGUGAGCGAAUGAAUGAAUGAUGUAUCCGGUUUAAAGCGCUUUGAGGGUCUCUGAUAAAGGGCUGUAUGAAAUCUGAUGCAUUAUUAUUAUAAUUAUUCUUAUUCUUAACUUGCGUUUGUUGGUGUUGGUGUGAGGAAUGACAGCGUGGCAUGUCUGGUCUGGUGUAUCACAGCUUGUUUUGUUUUCUGGAUCACGAGAAAACUAAUCCUGUGAUCAGAGAACACGUGUUUGUUAUCUCAGGAUAAUGAGCCAAAUGAUCAGUUAUGAUGUGAAAACUUGAUUUUUAAUCCUGAAAUGAAAAGAAAAUAAUCUAAAUGACCUCAACCUCCCAGUUAAUAAAGUUAAUUGAAUGUAUGGAUAUCCCCUCUACACAGAGCGUCCUCAUAAGAGUGAUUCUAUGUUACUCAUGAUCUAGUUUUGUGUUUCUCCUUCUGCAGAACUCUGGAGAAAAACAAAAAGAAAGGCAAGAUCUUUUAAAGGACAGACGGCAGGACCACCCCAACUCAAGUUUUUUCUGUUUGCCAACGUUGCCGGUCAGGACGCCAGUGUGUGGCACUGACAUCACCCACCUCCUCCCCCCUUUCUCCCCCUCUCCUCCCCUUCUCCCAUUCCCCACCGCCCUCCCCCCUCCUCUCCACCCUUCCCCUGCUCUGUCUGCCAGCACAGCUGCACUCCUGCUUCCUACCACCAGAGGGAGCGCUAGAGCAGGUAUGUGAGGAGGUGGGGGGGGGGGGGGGGGUCGAUAUGAACUCUCCAUCAGAACUGCCACCGCAGAGCCUCCUCGCUGCCUCGGGACUCAUACUCAUGAAAGAAUGUGUUAAAUGUGCCGACAGAAAUCAAUAACCCAUUUUUAGAAAGGCCAAACCCUCAUUAUUAUUUGAAUUAUUAUUAUUAUUAUUAUUGAUGUUAUUAUUAUUAUUAUUGUUGUUGUUAUAACUGAUAUACUGUCCCCGCCCCUAUUUGCUGCUCUCUUCUUUUCAUCCCAAGGUUGCUUUGAAAUGACUGAUGUGUACAGUUUUAAGGAGAGAACUGCAGACAAAAAAAUUAACCCGAGUCAUGUGUGACUGUUGUACAAUCAAUUUUUGGUGAAUUGUAUUUGUUUACAGGAAAACUGAAAGUAACAGUAUAUGACCUUUAACCCGCUCUUCUAUUGUGUUUUAAAGUAAAAUGAGGACAAGGCAUUAACUAAUCCUUUUUGUUUUAUUUUGAGUGUAUCUGGUAACUCAUGAGUAACCCUUUUUAUUUGAAUGUGACGGUCUAAAAUGAAACAGUGUCAACAAAAAAAAUCUGAACUCAAUAAAAAAACCGACAAAAAUGCACCUUGGGCCUUUUUAUAGACGUAAAAAAAUGGCUAAAAGUUCUUUUUUUAAACAUUAUGCUUUCUUUUCUCCUUUGUGUUUAGCUUUUUCCACUAGCCUUGGACCACCAUUUAUAACUUCACAAGUGUUAUAUUUCACUUUAGUUUAUUUUUCUAUAUACCGAGCCAGCUAAAGUAAUAACUUCUUUUGUAUGUUGAGAACCUCCUCAGACUUGAGCAGCGUCCGCUGUUAGAAAAAAGAAACACACCUCCAACUGUGACCCUGAAUUCUUAAAAGAAAAGUAAAAAAGUUUCAAUCACUCUGCUGCGGACACCGAUCAGUGGGAAAAUGAAGAGUCGACACCGCAAUUUGCUUGGCUAUGUACUCCAUCUCUGUAUUUUUAAUUUUAUUUUUCAUUUGUAUUGUACAAAGUCACUUAAUAAACCUGUGAUGAGA
This is a messenger RNA of Xyrichtys novacula (pearly razorfish), 23981 nucleotides long. The record is from the annotation of a GenBank genome assembly. Lineage: Eukaryota; Metazoa; Chordata; Actinopteri; Labriformes; Labridae.